Fusarium verticillioides 7600 is the source of this 579-nucleotide messenger RNA. RefSeq lists its product as hypothetical. Lineage: Eukaryota; Fungi; Ascomycota; Sordariomycetes; Hypocreales; Nectriaceae. The record is from RefSeq and is a predicted model, not a curated record. The transcript has 3 exons. Bases 1 to 579 code for a protein of 192 amino acids.
AUGAGAUGGCUUCUUCACCAAGAUUUUACGAUAAAAAAGCGUCUCCAAAGCAAGGUCGUCGAGCAAUGGGUUUCCUAUGUGGACUCUUGGGGGGUAUCGCUUGAGUAUGCCAUCACCUUGUGGGCUAAAAGCAAUGACGAGGAUACUGAAUUGGACGAGGAAAGAAAACAGUGGAGGGAGAAGCGAAAUUCUUUACGUCAUGAAAUAGAGCAUCAGUUCCUGAAACUCAAGAAACCAUGGUCCAAACCACCCUCUAACUUGGUUGGAGCCGUGCAUCGACAGCGCGAUCACAAUACCAAGACUCGCGGUCAAAUCAGAAAGCUUGAUGAGUACAAUAAUGCAAAAACCAAAUCUGCUCUGGAGAACUGGCCGACGAAAGAUAUCCCAUUCUCGAGCAUAGAGACUGCUGGAGAUAAAAAUACAGAAGCCGAAGAGACUAGGCCGUCGGACAUGAAGGAAGAACAUGGGGACGCACCAGCGAAGAAAAAGGCGAGGCUCGACGCUGCUGGUGGUAAUAGCCCCAGGUUGGGUUUGAAAGGAUCCGGCACGAUCUCGUUCCCCAUCGACCUGACGAUAUGA